Messenger RNA from Halichondria panicea, 12842 nucleotides. RefSeq names its product protocadherin Fat 4-like. Lineage: Eukaryota; Metazoa; Porifera; Demospongiae; Suberitida; Halichondriidae. The transcript has 76 exons. Gene Ontology annotation, molecular function: cadherin binding; calcium ion binding. The record is from RefSeq and is a predicted model, not a curated record. Bases 138 to 12677 code for a protein of 4179 amino acids. Gene Ontology annotation, cellular component: adherens junction; catenin complex; plasma membrane. Gene Ontology annotation, biological process: cell morphogenesis; homophilic cell-cell adhesion; multicellular organism development.
CGAGCUACGCCCCCCUUUUAACUGCACAGUGCAGCUUACUUCAAACAUUACUCCUGAAGACUAGAGUGCAUCUUGAGUACAGCAGGCAGUUGUAUAUUUCUGAUCAUUUGCUAUAGUAGCUCUCUGCAAGCAAAGACAUGGGUCUGAGCGUGGUCCUGUGUCUCGCUCUGUUCCUUGUCUGUGGAGCAUUUGCUCAAUCCAACAGACUUCCAGUGCCGUCGUCGGCCAUCUACGUCUUCAAUGAAGAAGAAGAACAACCUGCGGGUACUGCUUUGACUCGUGGCUUGCCCACCCCCCGUAUCAUGGCCUUUGACCCCGACGGUGACCCCGUCAUGUUCAGCAUCCCAAUUAACUCCAUCAACUCUCAGCUAUUCGACAUCAACGCAACCACUGGAGAGUUGUACUUCCAAACGGUUCUGGACAGAGAAACUCUGUCUACUAAUCUAGAGUUGAUAGUGGAGAUUGAUGAUGGCCAGUUUCACGGAGCUGGAGUGUCCAAUCCUCGUAUUGUAAUCCAAAUCGUGCUUAACGAUAUCAAUGAUGAGGAACCCGACUUCGGUAAUAACCUCCCCAGAGGCAUCUCAGUACCAGAGGAUAUGGACAUCAACAGUAUCCUGUACACAGCUACUGCCACUGAUGCAGAUGUAGCCGGUAACGGCCUCGUGUCGUACUUCCUACAAGGUGUGCAGUUAACGAAUGGAGCUGGGGAAACUUGCUACAAUGUCAACAUAACUUCACAAUCUAUAUGCAACAUGUUCACUGUGGGCAUAUCUACUGGAACCAUCCUUCUCAAAAGAAAGUUUAACUAUGACCUUCCAAGUGGACAACAGCUUUACAUAGUGUCCGUCAGAGCCGAGGACAGUGGUGAUGACCCACUAAGCUCAGUGGAGGAACUUCGCAUAUCAGUGACUGAUGUUAAUGAUCUGGACCCACUCUUCACACGAAGCGUCUACGCUAUUGACGUUCACGAAAACCUAACUUUUGGUGACAGUGUGAUUCAAGUGACGGCUGCGGAUCAAGAUGUUGGUGUCAAUGACAACGUGUUGUACUCUAUAACGUCUGGGAAUAGUGAAUUGAAUGGAAAUGAGAGCUUUGCUAUUAACACCACUACUGGAGUCAUCUCUGUCAACACAGCCUUGUUGGACCGUGAAACUCAUCAACAGUACACUCUGUUUGUGAGGGCGACCGAGUUGAACGACCCUGAUCGAACAGAUGAUGCUAGAGUUAUCAUCACGAUACUUGACCUCAAUGACCACGCCCCCGUAUUUGAGGAGAGCACCUACUCCGCUAAUAUCUCCGAGAGCCUGGAUGUGGGCGAUCUGGUUGUCACGGUUACAGCCUUGGACAGGGAUACGGGAGUCCAUGCUGAGUUUGAGUUCUCCCUCGUCAAUGCUGUCAACUCUUCUCUUCCUCUGCCCUUUGAUAUCGAACAUGACGUAGACUCAGGGGAGGGGAGUAUCGUGGUGGCCACACUCCUCGACUUUGAGGAACUUGAAUCCUACAGCUUCUUGGUGUAUGCGACCGAAGUUAUCGACAAUCGCACCAUGAGCGGUGUCACCAUGGUAACAGUGUACGUGAUCAACGAGAACGACAACACGCCCACUUUUGACAACAUCACUUACGAAGCCAGUGUCCCAGAGAAUGCUAAUCCUGGAGCAUUCGUGGAAAUUGUGAGAGCUGUAGAUGAGGAUAAAGGUGAUUUUGGUGUUCUGAGUUAUAGUAUCAUUCCUGGUACGGGGGCGGGAGACUUCAACAUCACCAUGGAUACGGGACGUGUGGAGACGGACAUGAAACUGGACUACGAGAAUAUGUCAUCAUACACUCUACUGAUACAGGCCACUGAUCUUGACAACAACGCUGCUACUAGGAUGACGGGCACGGCCACUCUAUCAGUGACUGUCAUCAACCUCAACGACAAUCCUCCACAGUUUAUGAGCCCUGUCACCCGCCCACAAGUCCCUGUACCAGAGGAACAAGCUCCCAGGGAUAUAUACACCUUUGUGGUGUCGGACCCUGAUGGAUCAUUGAACCCAUUGACCAUUGAGAUUGACGCGGGAAAUGAUGAGGGUGCAUUUGCCAUAGAUGGGAUGAACUUGGUUACAACUCGUAUGCUUGAUUUUGACAACACCACUGUCAACCAGACCUAUACUCUGACCGUAACCGUCAACGACACAGUACACGAAGACACCAUCAUCGUGGAUGUUGUAGUCAUGGAUCUGAACGACAAUAAUCCUAUUUUUGAGAACGCCACUUAUCAGUUUGCUGUAUCAGAGGGAGAGGCUGCCGGUGCUAUGGUGGGUCAGGUGACUGCCAUCGAUAUUGACUCUGGAAGCUUUGGGCAAGUAGCCUACGGACUAGCCGGCCCUGGGGCUAACAGUUUUUUUAUCAACUCUUCAACGGGCGCCAUAGUAACAAUGGUGGAGCUAGACAGAGAGACACGUCCUUUGCCUUUCGACCUUUUAGUCACGGCAACAGAUAUGGAUGGGAACCAAGUUGACAGAAACAGAGGCGACGCUAGAGUCAUCAUCAACACACUGGAUCGUAACGACAACAGCCCAAUUUUUGAGGACGCUAGUUACAACUUCAGAGUGGCAGAGAAUACUGACGUACUCGACCGUAAUGUCUUUGUUGUCUUGGCAACUGAUAUUGACGAUGGUACCAACAGCGAGAUAACGUACAGUAUCACCGGGGGCAACCAAGACAAUGUCUUUGUCAUUGAUCCACUCACCGGAGUGCUGGGCCGAAACACUCUACUUUAUUUAGACAGAGAGCGUGAGAAUGAGUACACACUCACAGUCACAGCCACCGACGGUGGUAGUCCGUCCAAUCAGACGAACGUAUCCGUUACCGUGACAUUGGAAGACGAGAACGAUAUUGUACCGACCUUUGACCUCCCCCAAUUCUCUACCACUAUUCGUGAAGACACUGAGGCGGCUAGUAGCGUCAUACAGCUUGUGGCAGUAGAUGGAGACUCAGAUGAAAACGGAAAAUUGACGUACUCUAUAACGAGUGUUACGGGUCCAUCGUCGGGUGAAAACGCACCCUCGGGGUCAUUUGUGAUUGACGAGAGCUCCGGACUUGUUAGGACAUCAGGAGAGUUUGAUAGGGAGGACUUUGAAGGUCCAUACACAGUCAUGGUGUUGGUGCGUGAUGGGGGAUUCCCCAUUAGCCACAACUCGUCCACUAAUCUCCUCGUGUUCAUCUCCGACGCUAACGACAACCGACCACUCUUCCAGCAAACUCAAUACACAAACAUUAUCUCCGAGAACAGACCUGCAGGUGAGUUAGUUGCCAUGGUAACAGCUACGGACCUCGACAUGCCGGGCUCCAACAACUCUGCCAUAACCUACGCCAUCACUCAAGUGUUAGUGGGCGGGGCUUCAAGUAGUGUGGCUAGCUUUGCCAUCAACAGUACCAGUGGAGAGGUUACCACGGCGAUCAUGUUGGACUACGAAACUGUACAAUCCUACACCAUCACAGUGCAGGCUUCUGAUGCUGGAGUGCCCAAGAGGUCAAGCAAUGCGCUGAUUCUGCUGACGGUGCAAGACGAUAAUGACCAACCUCCUGUAUUCUUCGAGACUACCUACAACUUCCAAGUACCCGAGGACACGCCCAUCAAUACUCGCUUCGAGAUGAUCACCGCUAGCGACAGGGACACGCCCCCUUAUGCUCGCAUUGUGUACAGCUCCACCCUUGUCAGCCCUCUUCGUAUUGACCCGUCCACCGGUGAUCUCAUUUUGACCUCUACAUUGGACUUUGAGCGUACAACUUCCUACAACUUCAAUGUUACGGCAACCAACGAUGCAGGGGGUGUGGUCUUUACUGACACUAGCUCCGUACGCAUCGAUGUGAUGGAUGUGAACGACAAUGCGCCCGUGUAUGACCGGGUGGAUUACUCGGUUGUGAUCGAUGAGGGGGACUACACUACCAACCCACGAGUCCUACCCGUGGAUCUCAUUGCUACGGAUGCUGAUUCUACUGGAACUCUCGGAGAAGUGACCUAUGCACUUUUGCUGCCAGCACAGGACAGUGCACUAUGGGAAGUGCGUACUACGGCUAGUAGGCGUGGUGAACUGGUUGCUAUUGGUAUCCUGGAUCGUGAGAGUGUCAGUAACUACAUGGUGGCUGUUUCCGCUCGAGAUGGGGGAAAUCCGGCUGCCAUGGCAACCACUAUCGUCAGGGUAACCGUGUUGGAUGUUAACGACAAUAGUCCUCAACUCAACAGAGACAGCUACAACGCUAGUGUCAUAGAAGAAGCGAGUGUUAUAAAUCAAGUUAUAGCACGGGUGACAGCUUUUGACCGUGAUGAGAGUUUUAAUGGUGAGGUAAUCCUAUCUUUGGACAAUACCUCAGACUUUGACAUUGACCCUGACACGGGGGAGAUCUUCACACUGAGAGUGUUCGACUAUGAAACUGACUCCUCCUUCAGUCUCAACGUGAUUGCCACUGAUAAUGCUACCACUAAUACAGAGCGCAUGUCAAUGGCACCUCUAUACGUUACCAUCAUCGAUAUCAACGACAACUCUCCCAUGUUUGUGAGCCCACCCAAUGCUGGGACUGUGGUUGAGAGCGAUGCGGUAGGCAGGCUCGUAGGUAACUUUCGAGCUAUUGAUGCUGACUCAGGGAGCAAUGGACAGGUGGUAUACACACUGACAGGUGACCAGGGUGACUUUGCUAUUGACAACAACGGAAUCGUAACCAUAGCAAGAUCACUGGACCGUGAGAUGACAGCAGAGUACAAUAUAAUCGUGCAAGCAUUUGAUAGGGGACAGCCCCAGAGGUCAGCCCAGACUCCACUGACGAUUACUGUGGGGGAUGCAAAUGAUGUUGGACCAAUCUUUGAGCAGGCCUUCUAUAGUUUCACAAGUAACGAGAGCUUCACUAGUGUCACUGUUGGGACCGUUGUUGCCAGAGAUGCAGACCUUGUCGACAACAGGAAUACGCAGUUUAACCUCGAAGGAGAUGACGAGUCGUUCUUUCGUAUUGUGACAACUAGUGUUGGUACGGAUGGAACCUCUCACGGUGACAUCAUCUCCCGUCAGCCUCUGGACUUUGAAACCCAAUCAACGUACACUCUGAGGGUACGAGCUCAAGACACAUUUGACCCUAGUCUCGAGAGCUUUACUGACGUCAUUAUCACCCUACGAGAUAUCAACGAUAGUCCACCGCAAUUUUCUAUGACCAGUUUUGUCUUCAGUGUCAGCGAGGGCACUCCCAUUGGUACGCCUGUGGGUACAGUGGUUGCCACGGAUACCGAUGGAGGAGAUAGCGGACGAGUUUCGUAUCGCCUUGGUGACAAUGUACUACCCUCCAUUCUCACACGCUUCACUGUUGGUUCGAGUGAUGGACUAAUCUCAUUAAUUAGUGUUCUCGACUUCUUGGACGCCGCUCGGUAUGACUUGGAUAUCGUAGCAACGGAUAUGGGAAAUCCCGCUCUCUCUACUUCCGUCGCUGUAAGAGUGACUGUGCUGAAUGUGAACGAGAAUGCACCUGCAUUUGAUCGUCCCAACUACGCCGGCUCUGUUGGUGAGAACAUACCCUCAGGGACAACAGUGGCCACAGUCAACGCUACAGUACAGGAUGGCGCCAAUAUAGAAUACCGUAUUAUUUCUGGGAACCCUAACUCUCAGUUCGGAAUCACAGCCUCAGGGGAAAUAACUACUCUACAAGCUCUGGACAGGGAGGAUCAAGAUCGCUACAUCCUCACCAUCGAGGCAUUUAUCACGGGCAACCCGCCACGGUUCUCCUACACUCAGGUUGAUGUAACAGUUACCGAUAGCAACGACCAGACCCCUAUGUUCCAAGGCCCCCUCUCAUUCACCCUGUCAGAGCAAAGUGUCAUGGGCACGCUAGUGGGGACCCUGGCUGCCUCUGAUGGUGAUAUUGGGACCAACGCUGUCUUCUCCUUCUCUGCAUCUGCAAGUGCACCAUUCACUGUGCAAGCUAACGGUAACAUCAUGGUUGCUGAUGCCACUGCUAUCGAUUUUGAGACCACACCCUCUUUCACAAUUGUUGUCAUGGUAGCAGAUCGUGGCGGCCGGAGUAGCACGGCCAGUGUCACCAUCACACUGACCGACGCUAACGACAAUAUACCAAUGUUUGGCAUGAACAGCUAUGCAACCACCGUUCUGGAGAACUCUGCAGCUGGUGUGUCUGUUGUCACGGUAACGGCUACAGACGCUGACGGAGACACGCCUAUCUUCAGCAUUCUAUCAGGAGACCCAGACUCUCGCUUCAGUGUGAACUCCGUGUCAGGAUUAAUUGAGACUACGAACAACACAAUUGAUCGCGAGGGAGCCAAUCAGCAAGUGUUCACACUACAAGUACAAGCUAACGACCAACGGGGUUUAACUUCUGUGGUUACCGUGAUGAUCACCGUGAUUGACGUCAAUGACAACGCCCCUGUAUGCGGCCAAUCACCUUUGACUAUUCCGAACGUUGUCGAGGACAACAGUAACUCAAUUCGUCUUGGUGUGCUCACGGCUAGUGAUAUUGACUUAGGAGUCAACGCCGUCGUCAGGUUUAGUGUCAUCAGUGGAGACUUUGAGCAGCUGUUCUCGAUCAAUAGUGCCGGAGAGUUAUUUGCCGCCCCCGGACUUGACUUUGAGACCACACCCACUUAUUCUCUGGGUAUUGCCGCUAUCGAUCAAAGCGUUGAUCCUCGAGACAGGCAGACUACGAUAUGCACUGUGGAUAUUGAGCUAGUGGAUGCCAACGACAAUGCUCCUGUUUUCGCUAAUACUCUGUACGAGGCGACUAUUAUUGAGAAUGCUACCAUGGGAACAGUAGUUACCGUGGUUUCAGCCGAGGACAUGGAUUCUAAUCAAAAUGCAGUGGUCUUCUAUGGCUUUCAGAGCCCCAUCAGAGAGUUUAGUGUGGAUGCGACGAGUGGAGUAGUGACAGUGUCCGGGACACUAGACGCUGAGACACAACCACUCUACAACCUUGUUCUGGAGGCGAGGGAUCGUGGUAACCCCACUAGGAUAGGACAGACUACUCUCGUCGUAAGGAUACUCAAUAUUGAUGACAAUGCUCCUCGCUUUGACAGCUCAUUCUUCACCAUCAUGGUCCGAGAAGAUCAACAGAUGAACAGCGACGUGGUCUCACUCACUGCCAACGAUCGCGAUGAUAGCUCCACCCUCACUUACUCAAUAGAGUCUGGCAAUGAGGGACUUUACUUCAGAAUCAACCCCAUCACAGGUCUCAUUCAAACAGCACGCAGCUUGGAUAGGGAGACAGUGUCUGUGUUUAGCCUCGAGAUUGCCGCUAGAGACAGUGACGAGAAUAUCGGAACAACGACACUUCAAAUACGUUUGAUUGAUGUGAAUGAUGAAGCUCCAUUAUUCCUACAGAGCUCUUACUAUGCUCGUGUGGCUGAGAAUAGCCCGCCUGGGACCCAAGUGAUCCCAAUACUGAACGGCUCUACGAUCAGGAUAGAGGCCUUUGAUGCAGACCAGCCCAAUACACAGAACUCCCGGGUCCUCUAUAGCCUCAGGGGAGUCAGUGCUCCCCUCUUUAACAUUGACUUCAACACUGGCAUAGUCACCGUGGCUCCAGGGGCCACUCUUGAUGCCGAGGUUCAGGGCAUGCUUGCCGUUACCGUGGUAGCCAGUGACUCUGUCAUUGCACCCAAUACUCGCUCAAGCACGGUGGAGCUGCUGGUGGAAGUGUUGGACUUGAACGACGAGAAUCCAAUGUUCACUCAACCAUUUGGUUAUGCCAUUCCCAUCUCCGAGGGUAGCGCUGUGCCGUCAGUCAUCACAACUGGGGUGAAGGCCAAUGAUCCUGAUGGUGGUGUUGGGGGCAUGGUCCGUUAUUCCAUCACCGGGGCCAUACCACUGGUUGCCAUGCAAUGGUUCACUGUUGACAUAGUAACGGGUGACAUCACUCUCGUACAAUCACUGGACAGAGAAUCUAAUGAUAUACUGACACUCGUUGUCACGGCAACUGACCUCGGACAACCUGCUCUCAUGUCGCAAGUCACUGUUCAACUAACCAUCUCCGACGUUAAUGACAACGCCCCUCGCUUCACACAAGGUGUAUAUGCGACAGAAGUGCCAGAGUUCCUACCAAUGGGCGGGAGUGCCCUGAGGGUGUUCGCUAAUGAUCCAGACGUGGGUAGUAAUGGCGAGGUGGUGUAUCUAGUGAGCACUAACGAUCGCUUCACUGUUAACCCUGACUCUGGAGUGAUCACUACCACUGGACCACUGGACCAUGAAGAUCAGGAUAGGUUCACGUUCACUGUGUGGGCUCGAGACAACGGGUCUCCUAUGAUGAACAACAGUGCACAAGUUAUCAUCAUCGUACAAGACUUUAAUGAUGAGCCUCCGACCUUUGACCUCCCCUUGUACGCUGUGGAUGUGUGCCAGACUGGGAUGAGUGGAACCUCCCUCGUUAAGCCCGUUGCCGUGGAUAGAGACUCUGGAGUUAACGCUGAGCUCAGCUAUAAUCUACAGGGUGAUGUAUGGGGCUUGUUCACAAUCGACAACCACGGUUUAAUAACACUGAUGAGAGAUGUCAAUGACCAGGACCUAGGACGGACAUAUACCGUGACCCUCACAGCCACGGAUAGCGGCACGCCUUCUCUCUCCGAUAGCACUCAGGUUCAACUACGAGUGAUCAACUGUACCAUGACACAGUUUUAUUUCCAACAACCAUAUAACUAUUUGGAGAUCAACGAAGGUAGUAGCAUUUUUGUUGGAGCAUCGGCAAAUCCUCAGAUAUUUCUUGGAGAAGGAACCCCCACAAGUCCAGCAGCUAUAAUCUCUCCGAACUUCGCUAAUAACCCCUUCGGUUUGCUUCCAUCUUCCGAAGUACGACUAACUCUGGUGAACCCGGUCAAUGAGUUGGAUCGUGAGGAACGAGCUUAUUACACCUUGAUAUUGAAAGCUACACAGAUCUCCAACCCUAACCUCGUCUCCUACGCCAGUGUGACUAUACGUGUAUUGGACAUCAAUGACAACACUCCGUUGUUUGUGGCUGAUCAAUAUUCAUUUAACGUGUUCGAGAAUACUACCUCCCCCGUUACCGUGGGAACAGUCACAGCCAACGACAUUGACGAUGGUGUCAAUAGUGCUAUAGUGUACUCCAUUAUCGAACCCGGUCUACCCUUUGAUAUUGAGGGUUCGUCCGGGGUCAUUAACACAACGACCGAGCUCGACAGAGAGGGUGUGGACUCGUACAGCUUCACCGUGAUGGCGACAGAUGGAGGGACUCCUAGACGCACUGGAAUCACUGCGGUUGAGGUCAAUGUGAUUGACAUCAACGACUGUGACCCCACCUUCACACAAGCCGUGUACGCUGUCAACGUCUCCGAGAACAUUCCCAUGGAAACCAGCAUUGCCAUGGUAAAAGCCUCGGACUGUGACAUUGGAGAAAAUGGUCGUCUACGCUACAGAAUAAUCAGAGGCGAUAAUACUGUAUUCUCAUUGGACGCUGAGUCUGGUGUCAUUCGAACUUCGAGCUUAUUGGACUUUGAGAGCGUCCAAAUUUACUCUCUGGUUGUCAGGGCAACGGAUAAUGGGAGACCUAUCCGAAGUGGCCAAGCUGUUGUGAACAUCGUGGUGCAGGACUUCAACGAUUGCCCCCCAGAGUUCAUCAACCUGCCGUCCUCCGUCAGUAUUGACGAGGGAGAGGCAAUGGGGAGCGUACUGGUGACCUUCCAAGUGAGCGACUGUGACAGUGGUGACAACGGGGUUAACGGAACACGCUUCACCAUCAUCGCAGGAAACGAUGACAACAGUUUCAGUCUGAACGCUAUGAGUGGUGUUUUGGUAACCACGGUUACACUCGACAGAGAAACUAGAGCAAACUAUCUCCUCUCAGUGCAGGCACAGGACUCGGCCGGUACCAACUCUCUCUCGUCCGUAACCCAGCUCUCUGUAACCGUUAACGACGAAAAUGACAACAUGCCCUUGUUCAGUGCUGACCUAAUUCGCCGCACGCUGAGUGAGAACGAACAGAUUGGUCCAGUCUUCACAUUCACUGCUACUGACUCUGAUCAGGGAGAUAACAGCGUCGUGGUCUAUUCACUCAUGGACGGGUUUGGUGUGUUUAGUAUUGAUGAGAGUAGUGGAGCCAUCUCCUUGGUAACCACGCUCGACAGGGAGACCACGUCUGUUUACAACUUGACGGUGAUAGCUAAUGAUCGUGGUAGCCCCGCCUCCCUUUCAAGCAAUCUUUUUAUAGAGGUCGAAGUACGUGAUGUCAAUGACAAUGCCCCCACCAUUCACAACAUUACGAGCGGUGUUACCACGACAACUGUCCCUGAGGGUACCGUGGUGGGCACUCAAGUGUUUGUGGUCCAAGCCACUGAUCCUGACCAGGGUCAGAACGGUGAUGUCAUCUACUCUCUUCAAGAUACCUCACCAAAUAGACCCUUUGAAAUCAGCUCUGCCGGUGGUGUCAUCUCUGUAUCUGGUGAUCUCGACUAUGAGUCACAGAACGUGUACACGUUGGUUGUCAUAGCAACUGACAACGGCUCCCCCCAACGCCUCUCGUCAGUGGCCACGCUCACUAUCAACAUACAGGACAACAACGACAACAUUCCAGAGUUCACUCUGGUAAUGUACGAGGGUUCACAGGAAGAGGGCGUGCCUGUCGGGUCGCCCAUAGUAACGGUCGUGGCGACCGAUGCCGAUCAGACUGGUACUGCCAAUGCAGAAGUUCUUUUCUCUUUAAUUGGAGGAGCAGUAGAUUAUUUCACGAUCACUCCAGGCUCCACCCCUAACACUGGCGUCAUCUCAAACAACAUUGUCCUGGAUCGUGAGAACCAAUCUCUGUUCACUCUGACAGUACUAGCCAACAACAGUCUGAGUCACACCCCCCUCUCGACCACUGUUAUCGUGGUGAUAUCGGUGACAGAUCGUAACGACGAGACGCCCAUAUUUGACGAACCACGAUAUACGGCUUCACUCAGUGAGCUCACCUCCUCUGGUUCUUCGAUCAACGUCACUGUGUCAGCCACAGAUAAUGAUGCCCCUGGCACUCCCAACUCUGCGUUGGUGUACAGCCUAGCCCGCCAGACUAACAACCCCUUUGCAGUUGACCCUAACAGUGGAGACGUCAUUCUACAAAACUCCCUCGACUUUGAAACCACCACCAGCUACGAUUUGGUGUUGGUAGUGGAGGACAAGGGAUCUCCUACCCAGAACUCAGAAGCACAACUCGUCAUUACUAUUGUGGAUGAGAACGAUGCCACGCCCUCUUUCACAGCACCAUCGUACUCUGCCACUGUCAGCGAGGGAGAAACCGUAUUCCCCCAUCGUGUACUCGACUUGGUUUACGAUGAUGACGACACUCUCUCUCAGUUUAGACAAUCUACCAUCUCAAUAGUCUCCGUACAACCGGACAUACCCGGAUUGUUCAUCGUCAAUACUGACCCAACCAGUUUGACAGGUUCUCUCUCCAUCACAAGAGCUGUUGAUUUUGAGCAAGAGCAAAGCUUCACCGUCACACUUGCCGUCCAGAACAACGUUAUGGGGCGUGGCCCACUCUGUCAAGGAGCGGUACAGUGCACCUUCAUUCAGACUGUUGUUGCAGAGAUCACUAUCGGAGAUGAAAAUGAUAACCUACCAAUGUUUGCAGAGUCUCUAUAUUCAGGAGAGGUGAGCAGUACUGCGGCCACGGGAACGUCUGUGCUCACUGUGCUGGCACAAGACAACGAUAUCGGUCCAUCCACUGGAAAUGUUGUGUAUUUCCUGGAUUCCUCCGCCACCCUACCCUUCCGUAUCCAAGAGCUCACGGGGACAGUGCUCACACGAGGGCUCCUCACGGACAUACCAUCGGGGUCAGAGUUCACUCUCAUGGUGACAGCUUUUGACAACAAUCGAGUGGUUCCCUUCAACUCUGCUCAGACAACCGUCAAGGUGAUCGUAUUGGACGACUUCGACAGAAUCGCGUUCGAUUUUGAUUCCCAAGUCGGAUGUGUUAUAUCAAAUGAACGCAUGUUUGCUGAGUUGUUGGCUGAAAUCACAGGCUACUCCAUUGUGAUUGAGAGCUACCUCGAGUACGCCACAGAUGAUAACAGCUUGUUCAUUAUCCAUGCUCUGGAUGAGAACAAAGUCAUUGUCGACUUUGCUCAGUUUACUGACAGGAUUCGAAGUCGAGAAGCUGAGAUAUUUCAGAGGUUUGGAGUGUGCAACCUCACGCGAAUUAUUUCAUUUGCUGAAGCUGAGGAACCCUAUGAGUAUCCUCCUCUGGUGGACACACAGACUAUAGUCAUCCUAGUCCUCUGUCUACUCCUCAUCGUAGGAUCAGCUGUGCUUCUGGUCAUGUCUCUCACUCAGAGAUACAUAGCCCUGAACGAUGCCCGACACAAGCUCCUAGCUGACGUGUUCUAUGGCGGAUCCCCUGGAUCUGGGUCGGUGGUAGACAACGUGAAUGCAGAGAACUAUCAGUUGGAGGAACUAGAAGGGAAAUCUGUAAACCGUCAGAACCCGAUGUUUGUUCAACCCUAUGAUGACUGGGCGGGUGUGGACACCAGCGUGGUGGAGUCUGUGGAUGGGGCGUCUACACUGAAUAAAGAUAAUCCGCUCUACGAGAGUCAGGAAAUAAGAAUGGAGAUGUUUGCAGACAUACAGUCGGACGACGACGAUGCUGACGAUGCAGAGUUGUUGGCCCAAGCCAUCGCCGAGGAUGAAAGCGAUGAUGAUGAUAAUGCAGUGACUGCAAUUUAGCCUAGCAGCUAGUAGCUAUACCCUCAGAAACUCAUGCAGCUUAGCCUUUGUAGAGAUUAGACACUCUUUUUUUAAACUUUAAUUUGUACAUGUAGCAUGUACGAUAUAAUUUAUAGUGUAGUACGUUUUACACAUGAUACACACAUGAUGUGAUUAGCAUUGAGA